Molecule: messenger RNA, 450 nt
Organism: Colletotrichum phormii
Lineage: Eukaryota; Fungi; Ascomycota; Sordariomycetes; Glomerellales; Glomerellaceae
Product: transcription factor S-II
Exons: 2
Coding region: 1-450 (149 amino acids)
Biological process (GO): termination of RNA polymerase I transcription; DNA-templated transcription
Cellular component (GO): RNA polymerase I complex
Molecular function (GO): zinc ion binding; nucleic acid binding
Source: RefSeq, a predicted model, not a curated record
AUGUCCGCCAUUGGAACCCUCGUCUUCUGCACCGAUUGCGGUAACCUUCUGCCCGCGUCAAUGGGCACGCAGAAGAACACCCUCACCUGCAAUUGCUGCGGUGCCGAUAACAAGGACACUGGCACCAAGACGAUUAAGACUCAGACCAAGCCUUCCGAUUUCCCUUCGCACCUCAGACAGAAACUCCAGUCCAACGUCCAGGCCGUCGACAGGGCCAACGUCAACACCGAGGCCACGAUCAGGGAGACAUGCCCCAAGUGCGGCGCGGAGGAGGUCCGCUUCACUGCCGUGCAGCUCCGCAGUGCCGACGAAGGCAGCACCAUUUUCUUCACCUGUGAAUGCGGUUUCAAGUACGCCAAUGCCUCUUUUCAUUCCGACCGAGCUAGCUUUUCCCUCUUUAUACUAACCGAUUUAUUUCCAGGUGGUCUCAUAACAACUGAAAUGCACUAA